Messenger RNA from Uloborus diversus, 1725 nucleotides. RefSeq lists its product as uncharacterized. The coding region runs from base 88 to 1725 and encodes 545 amino acids. The record is from RefSeq and is a predicted model, not a curated record. NCBI's taxonomy places the organism in Eukaryota, Metazoa, Arthropoda, Arachnida, Araneae, Uloboridae. The transcript is spliced from 10 exons.
GGAUUGGGUUUUAAACGUCCUCUAACAGACUGCAUUUAUGUCCCAUCUUAAGCACUAAAGCCGUAACUGAAAAUAAGCGUAAGGACAAUGAUCCUACGCAUGAUGUAUAUGCUGCCAAUGAUGUUGGGACGCACCUUUGAUGUGAGGACCAACUUUGUUGGAAUGGACAUCUUUCCUCAGACGCAAGUAGGCAAGCCAAGGGUGAGCGAAGAACCUUUUUUCCACUCCCAGUUCAAGACUUUGGAAACGUCAUCGGACGUGAAGGACGUGCUGGAGAUCAAUGGUGACUUGUCUCUCAACAUCAAGGCUGGGACGUUCGCCUUCAGAGGGAUGGGCUCCUACGUCAUGGAGAGCCUAGAAGCAGAGAACUCAGUUGACAUCCUCACCAAAGUCAGUUUUCGAACGGUAUCCAAGAGCCUUCCCCAUUCGGCCAGGCCGAAUCCAGCCUGGACUUCUAUAGAUAAAGCGUACCUGGGCACUCACUAUGUUCAGACUGUCAUUUAUGGAGGAGAUCUGAUAGCUUGCGUCAGAUUCCGUGCCACCCGGUCUGAAAAUUUGAUGGAUAUUCGGGGUACAGUGAAAGCCUCCUUGGCCACCAGUGGAAGUGCGCUUGACUUGGUCAGCGAAGGCAAGUUGGAAAUGCUGGAGAGGGAAUUGAACGGAACCGCCCGCAUGGAGAUACAGUACUUUGCAACUGUACCCCUAGAGGGGGUGCCUCAUACCAUUCAAGGAUUUCGAGACUUGGUGAAAAACUUCGAGAGUCAUGUAAAAGAAGUGAACGGGGGAUUAGGAGCUCCAGUCGAAGUUGAACUCGAAGAACUCUCUACCUUGGAUGAAGACUUUGAAUACCUCAGAAACUCAAUGUUUGAUAUUGAGCUAAAUUUUUUCGAGGAAUAUUUUGAUGAUUUACUUUCCACAAAAUCUCGUCUCAAAGCUUGGAUAGAGACGCUUCCAGAAACGUUGUCAAAGGAACAAGAGAAAAAAAUAGCCACAUUCAUUGAAAGACUUUCUAGCAUUACUGGGGUAUUUGUGGACACUGUAGCCAAUUUGGAUUUGGAGGCCGGCAUUGAACAGUUGGACAAAGCUACUGAAGCAUACAUGGAAGAAAAGAACUACGCAAUGACUGGGAAAUUCCGGAGGGAGUUCUCCAGGAUGACGCAAGAUUUUGAAAUUCCAAAGUCCGAAGAUGAAAACUCAGCCUAUUCCGUCUAUGUACAAUAUGGCUCCAACGAAUGCUCAGGGGACAAUGACACGACCACCGUCUACUCUGGCUAUGUGGCAUCCUCUCCACGGCACCAAUCGGGUGCGGGACACAACUACCUGUGCCUACCGAGUACCCCUCAGAGCAGAGAAGAGUCCAAGGAUGGAAUGAGCAUCAUUUCCGGUGUCAAGUAUGGACUGCUGAGAGACAGGCCCUCUAACAUGCAUGUGGAAAAUCUCGUUUUGAGGAGUGUGGUCUGUUCCGUAUGCAAAAUCAGGGAUAGACCCUCUUUGAUUACUACUGCAGAUCAGAAAGAAUGCCCAACGGGAUGGAUUGAACAAUACAGAGGAUUUCUCAUGUCUUCUUUAGACGUCAGUAGAGCAGAAAACCUGUGCGUGGACUCGAAAUUUCAGGCAUACCAUUCUGGCUCCAUGGGACCAGAUGAUCAAAGUCUUUCGUUUGUGCAAGUGAAUCCUGUCCGGAAAACCCCUCAUUUUGUACAGUGCAUUGUUUGCACUCAAUAA